Bufo bufo (common toad) is the source of this 1717-nucleotide messenger RNA. It is a transcript of the gene PPT1, whose product is annotated as palmitoyl-protein thioesterase 1. Lineage: Eukaryota; Metazoa; Chordata; Amphibia; Anura; Bufonidae. The transcript is spliced from 9 exons. Gene Ontology annotation, biological process: protein depalmitoylation; receptor-mediated endocytosis. The coding region runs from base 54 to 959 and encodes 301 amino acids. Gene Ontology annotation, cellular component: lysosome. The record is from RefSeq and is a predicted model, not a curated record. Gene Ontology annotation, molecular function: palmitoyl-(protein) hydrolase activity.
ACCACAACAGGAAGUGGCUCUGGUCAGGCGCUCGCCGCUCACUACUCUAGAACAUGGAGGGGCUCAGGCUGGGAGUUUUCGUGCUGGGGAUCAUGGUCGUCUGCGGGAGCCCUGUGCAGGAAAGAGGAGGGCCGCUGCCGCUGGUCAUAUGGCACGGGAUGGGUGACUCCUGCUGCAACCCCUUCAGUAUGGGCAGUAUUAAGAAGCUGGUGGAGCAGCAAGUUCCUGGAAUAUAUGUCCUGUCCCUGAAGAUAGGAAACACUAUCGCCGAGGACAUGGAGAACAGCUUUUUCCUCAAUGUGAAUAAACAGCUGGAUCUUGUUUGUGAGCAACUAUCAAAAGACCCCCAGCUUCAGAAUGGCUACAAUGGCAUGGGCUUCUCACAGGGUGGGCAGUUUCUGAGAGCAGUUGUUCAAAAAUGUCCUUCUCCUCCCAUGAAGAAUCUCAUCUCAAUUGGUGGACAGCACCAAGGUGUAUAUGGCUUCCCCCGGUGUCCAGGAGAAAGUACUUACAUUUGUGACUUGAUCAGAAAGACUUUAAAUGCUGGUGCCUACACAAAAUUUGUACAGGAACAUUUGGUACAGGCAGAGUAUUGGCAUGACCCGCUGAAUGAAGACCUCUACAGAAAUGGCAGCAUUUUCCUCGCAGAUAUUAACCAGGAGCGUGGUGUAAAUGAAAGUUACAAACGCAAUCUUCAAACUCUGGAAAAGUUUGUCAUGGUGAAAUUCCUCAAGGACACCAUGGUGGAUCCUGCAGACUCGGAGUGGUUUGGAUUCUACAAACCUGGACAAAGCAAGGAGCUUAUUACGUUACAAGAGAGUUCUCUGUAUACCGAGGAUCGUUUGGGUUUGAAGGAAAUGGACAAGGCUGGAAAGUUGGUGUUUUUGGGCGCAGAUGGAAACCACUUGCAGUUUUCUGAGGAAUGGUUCAAUGAAAACAUCUUACCCUUUCUGCAUUGAUUUAUUUUUUUUGUGCAUCAAGAACACGUUCAUGCAGAAAAGCUCUUUUAAUAAUUGCACUGGAGUAGUACUUUACUACAACUCAACUGCUGGCAAUAACUGGAAUCAAUCUGUGAAUAACAUGCCCUUGAGCUGCAAUCAAAUACUUUAACAAUUGUUAGCUAGCUGGUUACAGGAUUAUGUGUCCCUGUUCUGUGGUUGAUUAUAUAUGCUGGAUGCUCCCUUUGCAAUAACACCUGAUUAACAUGAACUGCAAACCUUACAUUAGUAAGGAAUAACUUAUGGCCAUUAUAUUGCUUGCAUUGUGUGGUCGUAUUCUGACAGGAUCGCAGAGAUUUAUCAAACUGGUGUAAAGUACGACUGGCUUAAUUGCCCAUAGCAACCAAUCAAAUUCCACUACUUUGAUAAAUCUCCCCCAGUGUGUCCUUGAAUCUAUUGUAUUACUCUGAUACAAUAGAUUCCAGGACUCUCAGGGACACAACUCUGCAGUCCUGUCAGAGUUGUGGAGAUCAGAACGGGACAUCACACUGACACAUGCUGCGAGUUCCUGGCAUUUAACUUGUUCAUCUGUGUCUGGCCUUAGGCUUUCCCAUCUUCGAUUGCAGAUUCUGAUAGGGUAGGUAUUGUCCCAGGACAUAAGCAGCUGCCAAACACCUCUGGCAGAUCUUAUCCACCGCUUUCUAAGAAAAAUAAAAGCUUUAUUCACACAGCAGAAUUAUGUUCAAUAUGUUGCAUCAUUAUGUGUUUAAUCCAAAACC